UCGCGAUAAAGGCUUAUUAUCUCGCGGGACCGCCGCUGGUAGACGCGCUCUCGGGCGGCUCUGGCUGGAGAAGAGGAAUCGCAUGUGUUGCUUCAGCUGGCGGUAGUGGCGGGAGCAGAGGCGGUGGAGGCUGUGCGACCGCCUGGGUAAUAACCCCUCGUGCCUCUCCCGCUUCGGAGAAGCUUGUAGAGAGCGUGAGGAAGCUGAGGUUUUGAAAUGGCUGCUGACAUUUCUGAAUCCGGUGGGCAUGAUUGCAGAGGAGACCAGAGGAGCAACACCAAGUUAGAUGCAGAUUACCCACUUCGAGUCCUUUACUGUGGAGUCUGUUCAUUACCAACAGAGUACUGUGAAUAUAUGCCUGAUGUUGCUAAAUGUAGACAAUGGUUAGAGAAGAAUUUUCCAAAUGAGUUUGCAAAACUUACUGUAGAAAAUUCACCCAAACAAGAAGCUGGAAUUAGUGAGGGUCAAGGAACAGCAGGGGAAGAGGAAGAGAAGAAAAAACAAAAGAGAGGUGGAAGGGGUCAAAUAAAACAGAAAAAGAAAACUGUACCACAAAAGGUUACGAUAGCCAAAAUUCCCAGAGCAAAGAAGAAAUAUGUAACAAGAGUGUGUGGCCUUGCAACUUUUGAAAUUGAUCUUAAAGAAGCACAAAGAUUUUUUGCUCAGAAAUUCUCCUGUGGUGCCUCAGUAACAGGGGAGGAUGAAAUCAUCAUUCAGGGAGACUUUACAGAUGAUAUUAUUGAUGUCAUUCAGGAAAAAUGGCCAGAGGUGGAUGAUGAUAGCAUUGAAGAUCUUGGAGAAGUGAAGAAGUGAUUUUGAAAAUGUGUCUGUAUUUAAUGAUCUGAGCUGAUUGUUGAUGUGGCCAAAGGGAGAGAGGCCUUUUAAAAAUAUAUAUAUUUAUCCUACAGUAAAACUGUAGCCUACCCUUCACCCUUGGAAUUUUCACUGUUCUGUACAAGGCUGCUUGUUUUUUGGUGUUUUGGUUUUUUUUUUUAAUUGCCAAAGUCUAAUAAACAGGAGAGACUGUCAUGCUUAUGCAUGAGAUAGAAUUUAGUCAAAUAAAAAUUUUUGGUCAUUUGGUACUGACUUUUCUCUUUCUUUUUAACUUUAUUUUUGGAAAAACUAGAUUUUCUGUGGAAAGCUUUUCUGUUGAUUAUUUUUAAAUACAAUUUAAUCAAAAGUAAUUUUUUUAAUUUGAGUGAUAUUUUAAAGAUUUGAAUUUGGCUUUAUCACCAGUAAUAACUGUCUCCUUGCUUAUUUGGUGUGGUAGUUUUGAGAUGCUUGAAUAUCUCAUGGAUGUAUGGUUGAAUUUGCUUCAUGGUCACCAACCAAGUUCACUUUGUGGGCAUAUUAACAUAUUGUUGGUAACAGCUGUUUGAGCUGUUGUGGAGAUUAUUUAGUAAAGUAUAUUAAAAGCCUUAAAACCAUCUGCACUGUUUGACCCACUUCUUUGGCAUUAUCCUAAAGAUAUAAUGGCUGCUUAAAACUAUGGAUGAGGGUGUUCAUCACAGUGCUACUCAUAAUAUUUAAAAAAUUGCAAAUGAUUAUAAAUGCAACAGUUGGGAAAUGGUUAAAGAAAUGAUGGUGUGUCAUGUGGUAGGAUAUUUGCUUAUAUUUUAAAAUACUGUCUAAGAAUACUUGGAAAGGUGUUUGAUAAUGCUAAGUAGGAGGUCAGACACCCAAAUCCAUUUUAUACAUUAUUUUCAUCGUCUUGAGUGGACAACCAUUCAGAGAGCCUGAGUUCUUGUUCUGGCUGUAAAUUUAUGUGAGUGAAAUUCUUCUAGUCACUUGAAAAUAAUAUACAGCAUUGCUCAGUAUAAUCUGGGAAGCAGCAAUUGAAAUGUGUUUUUCUCAGAAGCAGUGACAGUGAAUCUUAAUGAAUAUAUUAAAUGAAUUUAAACUGUUUUUAUAAAGGUCCUUAAGUCUGGUGCUACAAAUUGGAAAGAAGACUCAGUGGUAUUUUAAGUUGCUGUCGACACUUUUAAGAAAGUUAGAACCCAUUGUCUGUUGCCAUGCAGAAUACCAUCUUGAAUGAAUGGGUUUUUGAGUAUUGAAAUGUUAGGAAGAAUGUAUAAAUAAAGAUGUAAAUUAAGAAAAUGAAAUUCUGCAUUAACUGUGAGUUUAGUUAAAUAAAAUUAUCUAAUGAAGCAAAUUUAUCCAUUAAGACCACUUGAUAUGUGUUAUGUAUGUAUUCUGUUGGUGCUGGAAGAUGUCUAUGUGCUUGUAUCAACACACGUGACUUCAUGUAAAGAUUCUUAAUGUUCACAGUUCUUGGCAAAUGCAGUUUCAGUCCAUUUAUAGCCACAGUGGAUGUUACUGCAGGAAAAUGCAGGAUUAAAACUGUCCUUGUGUAUA
Molecule: messenger RNA, 2355 nt
Organism: Capra hircus (goat)
Lineage: Eukaryota; Metazoa; Chordata; Mammalia; Artiodactyla; Bovidae
Gene: DENR
Product: density regulated re-initiation and release factor
Exons: 8
Coding region: 217-813 (198 amino acids)
Biological process (GO): translation reinitiation; formation of translation preinitiation complex
Molecular function (GO): mRNA binding; translation initiation factor activity
Source: RefSeq, a predicted model, not a curated record